Molecule: messenger RNA, 687 nt
Organism: Plectropomus leopardus (leopard coralgrouper)
Lineage: Eukaryota; Metazoa; Chordata; Actinopteri; Perciformes; Serranidae
Source: RefSeq, a predicted model, not a curated record
AUGGUAGCUGUAUAUCAUCUAGCAGCUUCUUCUCAUAUUUCAGAUUGGAAUUUGACCUCUUAUGGGUCACCCUCUCCCUAUGAGCGAGGAGAGGCGGCCAUGGUGCUGCCCAUCAUCCUUUGGCAUCUUACCCCGACUGCCAUUUUCAUCGUCGGCAUGGGAGCUAUCGCCGGUGCUGCGAUGUCAUCUACCGACUCUUGCCUGCUGGCAGCAACCUCCAUCUUCAUCACCAACAUCUACAAGAUCAUCAGACACCAGGCGUCAGACAGAGAGCUGCAGAGGGUGAUCCGCGUCUCCAUCGUGGUCGUAGGGAUUGUGGGAACGUCUCUCACCUACCUGGACAGCAGCAUUUUGGCAUUUUGGAUUCUGAGCUCAGACUUGACUUACACCAUAAUGCUCCCACAACUCAUCUGCGUGCUCUUCAUCAGCGUUUCCAACGGUUACGGGGCUGUUGCAGGCUAUGUUGUUGCGUUUGUGAUGAGACUGUUGUGUGGAGAGCCUGUGUUCAAUCUUCCUGUCAUUCUGAAAUUCCCAGGUUGCACUUUAGAGGACGGCGUUUACAUUCAGCGCUCUCCCAUCAAGACCAUUUGCAUGCUGUCUGCUCUGGUCUCCAUUCUGCUGAUUUCAUAUGUGGCCUCGCUGCUGUUUAACAAGGGGAUCCUUCCUGAGAGGUGGGACGUGUUUGAG